Messenger RNA from Drepanopeziza brunnea f. sp. 'multigermtubi' MB_m1, 2655 nucleotides. RefSeq lists its product as uncharacterized. Lineage: Eukaryota; Fungi; Ascomycota; Leotiomycetes; Helotiales; Drepanopezizaceae. The record is from RefSeq and is a predicted model, not a curated record.
AUGGCACCCCAAAUCAAAUCUCAGGAAGCAGCCUUCCGCCAAUCACGUCAGCAGCGGCCCGCGGCUCCCAAGACCAGAGUGCCCGAAGCCAGAAACACGGCGACGGGCAACAAGGUCUCGAAGAACAAGUCCCGGAACGAGAGGAGGAAGGCGGCGAGGAAGACGGCUGCGCUGUUGAAGGCGCAGGGGCUGGCGACGGGGGGCAAGAAGAGCGAGGAGGAGAAGGAAAGUGCGAGAAAAGAGAAUGAGGAUGAGAAGCUGGUGGAGGACAGCGACGAGGAGAUUGAAGAUUAUCUCCCUGACAAAGAUCCCGAUGAGAGCUUUCCCGAGGCUUUUUCUGGCUUGAACAAUCAAACGAUGUCGUUCGGAACGUCGGUUGGCGACAUCAUCGUCCUCACCCAGCUCGCGCACAAGAAUUAUCGCAAUUGCAAGCAGGCCGGCGGCGAGUACUUGGAGAUCGCCAGCGAGGUGCGAAGUCUCCAUAGCGUCUUGCGAACCGUCCGAGAUGAAGCAAAGCGCAGAGACUCCCUGAUAUUCAAUUCCGGGCCGGAGAUAACGAAGGAGCUCACCAAUAUCGCUGAUGGGUGCAAGGGAGUCCUGGAAGGCAUCGAUGCGCUUCUCACCAAGUAUCGUGGACUAGCACCUGGGAAUAUAGAGUUCGGCAAAGCAGCCAAGCUGUGGCAGCGGUGGAAAUUUGGAACCGAGAUUGAGGAUCUAGGCAAGUUGCGAUGGAAGAUCAUCACCUACACUUCUUCACUUGCGGUGUUGGUCGACUCGAUUCAUAUGAAAGCUACUGAGCGUGUCGGGGACACUGCAGGACGUAUCGAAAGCCAGGUGGGAACUGGAUUUGCAGAGGUGCAAAACCGCCUGGAAGGGUUUGAAGACAUGAGGAAAGCGAUAUUAUUCAUUGCGACUAGAGCUCGUGCAUCAGAGCGUUUCCAGGCAAUGGAAUCAGUCUUAUCCCUGUCAACGUAUGCGGGUGAUGACAAGGAGGUUUGGCGGCAGUUCAGGUCGCAGCUUGUCUCCUUGGGCUUCCGGAGCGAUUCGCUUGAUCGUCAUAUGGAGGUUCUGAAAGCUUACAUGAUGAAGCUGGACCAGACUGGGGUUUUGGACGAGGCUGUCAAGCAAAACGCUUCGGAGGCGCAAUCUUGGUGCGGUAAUGCAUCCUUUCGGACAACAAAUCUAUCUUUACUUGGAACUGGUGAGCUGGAAGAGCUGGUUGACGGAGAUGACAUUGCCCUACUGGACAGCCAGCCAGCAGCAAUGACCUCUGGACUUCCUCCCGCUAGGAUAGAAUCGGUCAUGGAUGCAACUCAUACUGCAUCGAUAUCACCAGUAAUCCCAGAGCCAUCCACGCGAAAAAGUCGGCGAAUACCCCGUAUCAAAGUCGACCAGCCCGUUGUUGCUGCACCAGAGCCCAGUGACGAACAAACUCAGGAUCCUACCACCCCUCAAGUCUCCCAGACUAGAUCACCUGUCCACACUACACCAACCGAGGCUGGCGGGGCUCAAAUCUCAAGCUCGGGUGAAGGUCUCGGAGCUGAAAUCGAUUCUGGUGUCGAUUUUGCAAACCCCCGAAAACUACAUCCGUAUGCUGAGUCGUACCACUCUGUAUCUGAGGCUGCCACGAGCCAGUCUACUUUGAUUAGAGAAGCAUCUGAUCUUAUGCAACCAGCUUCAGUACAGAAGGAAUCGAGGCCUCCGAACUCUGAUCGACCGUCAAGUUGGGCUGGGCCUGAAAGAGGAAAAAACAAAGUGUCAGCAAUGUAUCGAUACCAGAAACAGACGUCGAAGUCAGCUGGGGACUCCGAUAUGGAUUCAGACGAUACAAUUGGGAGGCCAAGAAAAGUAUCGACAGCGCGCAGAGAAGCUGAUCGUCGCCCAGAUGGAGGCAAAAAGAAAGUCGACGACUGGUUGAAGUUGCCAAAUCAGCAGACAGCACAGGGUCGGCGGAGAAGAACUCGAGAGAAAGAUCCGGCCACUCAUACUAAGCAGGAGCCGAUUUCUAGGAGCAGCGAAGAGCUGAGGAAUAGCCACAGCUUGGGGGUAGGCCUUGGGUCACCACCAAGCCCCAGGAGAGACAUGGACUUUGUCUUGCCCAACCGUCCAGGCCUCCAAUCAGCGGAACGGGACUUCGUAACCAAGAGAGUGGAAGACUGGGGGGCCUACGAUCCUCAGCCACAAGACUCGUACAUAAAGCACAGAACCCGGAGACCGAGGAAUGAAGGUGGCCCGUCAAAAACCAACCUCGUUUCUUUGGCGGCCGCCGGCCUCGGUGCACUUACUGCGAAGAGAUUCCUAAGAAAUAUGGCCGAAAAUGACCGUGGCUCCCGAAGGCGCGGCGACAGCUCCGACGACGAAUCCGAAGAGGAGGCUGACGCGGGUUCUCCACGCUGGCGAAGCAACGCGAACGCCUCGGGGCCCAGGAAGGGGAGGAGACCAGCGUCACGAUCACCGAAUGGGACUCGCUCUUCUCGACGCCGAAGCAGUCAUCCUGAACGUCCCGAAGAAGACUCUUCGGGGAACAGCGGAAGCGGACUAGACGGCGGCGCAUCCCGGUCGCGGCGGCGGCGCAACAGUUCAGAAGUCAGCCACGCGAUUCCUCCUACUUCUCCUACUUCUCCUACUUCUCCUACUCCUCCGAGCCAGCUCUAG